GUUAUCGGACGGUCUCUGGCUGGGUUGGGGCGGCCCUGGGACCGCGGAAGAGACUCCCGAGGGCGGCCGCGAUGCCUCGCCCGCAGCGGGUCAGUCAGCUCCUGGAUCUAUGCCUUUGGUGCUUCAUGAAGAAUAUUUCCAGAUACAUCACAGACAUUAAGCCUUUGCCUCCCAACAUAAAAGAUAGACUGAUUAAAAUAAUGAGCAUGCAGGGGCAGAUCACAGAUUCAAACAUAAGUGAGAUUUUACAUCCUGAAGUCCAAACUCUAGAUCUGCGGAGCUGUGAUGUUUCGGAUACUGCUCUCCUGCACCUGUGUAACUGCAGAAAACUGAAGAAAUUAAACUUAAAUUGUUCAAAAGGGAACAGAAUUUCCAUAACUUCAAAAGGAAUAAAAGCUGUGGCAUCAUCUUGUUCUUACCUGCAUGAAGCUACUUUGAAAAGAUGCUGCAACCUCACGGAUGAAGGAGUCCUUGCUCUUGCGCUCAAUUGCCGGCUGCUAAAGAUCAUUGACUUAGGUGGCUGCUUAGGUAUUACCGAUGUGUCGUUACAUGCAUUAGGAGAAAACUGCUCAUUUUUGCAGUGUGUUGAUUUUUCAGCUACUCAGGUAUCUGACAAUGGUGUGGUUGCGCUUGUCAGUGGACCCUGUGCCAAGAUAUUAGAGGAGAUUCAUAUGGGACAUUGUGUGAACCUGACUGAUGAGGCUGUAGAAGCUGUCCUUACUUGCUGUCCUCAGAUACGCAUAUUACUCUUCCAUGGAUGCCCCCUCAUAACAGAUCAUUCACGAGAAGUCUUGGAGCAAUUAGUAGGCCCAAACAAACUAAAGCAAGUGACGUGGACUGUUUAUUGAUGCUUAUUGAAGCUCUUGAAAGCUGUGAUCGUCAUGCUACUGGCCCAGGAAACAGUGGUCUUAGACACUGGCUUUCCAAUAAUAUGGUUUGUGCUUUGAAGUUAACCAGACUCUUAAACAUUUUAA
Messenger RNA from Equus quagga, 974 nucleotides. RefSeq names its product antagonist of mitotic exit network 1 homolog (gene AMN1). Gene Ontology annotation, molecular function: protein binding. NCBI's taxonomy places the organism in Eukaryota, Metazoa, Chordata, Mammalia, Perissodactyla, Equidae. Gene Ontology annotation, cellular component: SCF ubiquitin ligase complex. The transcript is spliced from 7 exons. The coding region runs from base 72 to 848 and encodes 258 amino acids. Gene Ontology annotation, biological process: SCF-dependent proteasomal ubiquitin-dependent protein catabolic process. The record is from RefSeq and is a predicted model, not a curated record.